Messenger RNA from Sparassis crispa, 555 nucleotides. RefSeq names its product 1,2-dihydroxy-3-keto-5-methylthiopentene dioxygenase 1. The coding region runs from base 1 to 555 and encodes 184 amino acids. The transcript has 4 exons. Gene Ontology annotation, molecular function: acireductone dioxygenase [iron(II)-requiring] activity. The record is from RefSeq and is a predicted model, not a curated record. Lineage: Eukaryota; Fungi; Basidiomycota; Agaricomycetes; Polyporales; Sparassidaceae.
AUGCGCGCAUACUUCAUGGACGAGCUCCCGGGCGACCAGCGUCUGCUCCACGACUCUGGACGCCCUGCGACUGACGAGAUCCUGAGUAACAUCGGCGUUCUUCACUGGCACGUUCCCCUUGAUGCUGCUGGCGAGUGGGAGAACGAGAUCAACGCCAUCGCUGCUGAGCGUGAUUACAAGAACCGCGACAUCGUCGUCGUCAACAAAGAGGCGAUGGGCGCUGAGUUCGAGACUAAGACGAAGGCCUUCUACCAUGAGCACAUGCACGAGGAUGAGGAGAUCCGGUACAUUCUCGAGGGUGGUGGCUAUUUCGACGUCCGCGAGCACUCCAGCGAUUCCUGGAUUCGCUGCCACCUCGGUCCCGGCGACCUCCUCGUUCUUCCCGCCGGUAUCUACCAUCGCUUUUCGCUUGACAUGGGCAACAAGUCGCGUACCAUGCGUCUCUUCAAGGACGAGCCUAAGUGGCUGGCAUAUAACCGUGGCGCCACUACAGAUGCGAGUCCCUAUAGGCUUGAUUACCUCAAGACCCUUGACAGCGUUGCUACUGCUGCCUGA